This is a messenger RNA of Carassius auratus (goldfish), 1689 nucleotides long. RefSeq names its product GTPase IMAP family member 5-like. Gene Ontology annotation, molecular function: GTP binding. Lineage: Eukaryota; Metazoa; Chordata; Actinopteri; Cypriniformes; Cyprinidae. The transcript has 4 exons. Bases 1 to 1689 code for a protein of 562 amino acids. The record is from RefSeq and is a predicted model, not a curated record.
AUGGGUUUAAAGGACCAGAGAAGCUCCCAACAGAUCUCAGACCUGUUUGAUUGUAUAGAGAGCAUGAAGACUGAACCCUAUUCUCUGCAGACAUAUAUGAGAGCUCCAGAAAAGAAAGUCAGACAUGAGCUAGAGGAGAAGCUGAGAGUGAGAGACAAUGAAAUCAAAGAAUUACAGAUGAAGAUCAAGACGCUGGAGGGUGUGAGGCUGAAUCUGGUGGUGUGUGGGAGUAACAGAGAAUUAAUAUCCUUCAUAUCAAACCUGAUCCUGAAGCAGAGCGAGAGCAGAUCAGAGCUGAGCUCAGAGUGUGUGAGGAGAGACGUGGAGCUUGAUGGACGUCUGGUCAGUCUGGUGGAGCUUCCAGCUCUGUUCAACACUCAGCUCUCAGAGGAGGAAGUGAUGCGUCAGACUCACCGCUGUGUGUCUCUCUGUCAUCCUGGAGUUCAUGUGUUCAUCCUCAUCAUUCCUGAUGCUCCACUUAAUAAUGAAGACAGAGCAGAAAUAGAGGAGAUCCAGAGGAUCUUCAGCUCUAGAGUCAACAAACACAUCAUGAUCCUCAUAAAGCAGGAUUCAGAUCAUCAGACAGCAGAACUCAAUGAAGAAACACAGUCUGUCAUUGAGAGAUUUGGAGGACGACAUAAUUUCAUUGGUCCAAACACACAAGCAUCUGUGUUGUUGGAGAAAUUAAAGCAGAUGGUUGAAGAAAAUAGUGGUGAUUAUUUCUCCACAGACACAUUGAUGGACGAAAAGAUGGAAAAUCUGCAGAAAUUUGAAAUAAGGAGAGCAAUUCAUUCAUUAGAGAAGUGGUUUCAGUCCCAAGAUUCAAAAGAAAGAGAAGAUGAACUAACGAUUGUGCUGCUGGGAAAAACUGGAGUUGGGAAGAGUUCAACAGGAAACACCAUUUUAGGAAGAAAAGUGUUUGAAUCAGACAUUUCUCAAACAUCUAUUACUAAAGUGUGUCAUAGAGAGACAGCUGAAAUCAACAGCAGACACAUUACUGUGAUCGACACUCCAGGACUGUUUGAUACUGAACUCAGUAAUAAGGAAAUCCAGAGAGAAAUCAGCAACUGCAUCUCCAUGAUCCUGCCUGGACCACAUGUGUUUCUCUUACUGAUCCCAGUGGGACGAUUCACUCAAGAGGAGGAAAAAUCACUGAAGAUCAUCCAAGAGAUGUUUGGUGAAAACUCUUUAAAGUACACCAUAGUGCUCUUCACCAGAGGAGACUUUCUAAAGAACAAAAUCAUUGAACAGUAUCUGGGGGAACCUGGAUCUACCCUUAAAAACCUGACUGAAGCAUGUGGAAACAGAUUCCAUGUGUUCAAUAAUGAGACUAGAGACCGAACACAGGUGACUGAUCUACUGCAGAAGAUAGACAACAUGGUGAAAGAGAACGGAGGGAGUUACUACUCAUGUAAGAUGUUCAGAGAGAUGGAGAGAGAAAAACAAGAACAACAGAAGAGCAUAUUGAUGGAGAAAGUGAGGCAAAUAAUCAGAGAAACAGAAGAACUGAUGAACAAACAUAAAGAAGAGAAAGAGAGGAUGAAGAUGAAGAUUGAGGAAGAAAGACAGAAUCAUGAGAAAGUGAGAAAGAUAAGAGAAAAAGAAUAUAAAAGAGACAUUAAAGAAAGAGAGGAUUUUUUGCAAUUUUUAAGCAAAUCCGGCUGCAGUGUUGAACCCAUUCCCAAAUGA